Messenger RNA from Sphaeramia orbicularis (orbiculate cardinalfish), 3518 nucleotides. RefSeq names its product elastin microfibril interfacer 3a (gene emilin3a). NCBI's taxonomy places the organism in Eukaryota, Metazoa, Chordata, Actinopteri, Kurtiformes, Apogonidae. The transcript has 4 exons. Gene Ontology annotation, molecular function: protein binding. The coding region runs from base 289 to 3051 and encodes 920 amino acids. The record is from RefSeq and is a predicted model, not a curated record. Gene Ontology annotation, cellular component: extracellular matrix.
GCAUUCGGUUUUACACCACAGCCAAAGGUUGAACUUCAGAGACUGAACUCUUUUUUUCUGGUGUCAUUUUUUAAAUUUAUUGAGUUUGUUUCUUUAGUGAUAUCUUUUGCUUGAGACUUGGCAACAAUCAUUUCCAUAUCAAGUGAAUGGAGAGGAAUAUUUAGGGUGUGCUUUUUAUAAGCUUUACUUGCCCCUGACAGAGGAAUACCUUUUUCAUCUUCAUCAAUUUGAAGACUUAUUCUUCAGUUGUUUUUUUUUUUUUACUUUUUAAGAAGUUAAUCUUCCAGGAUGAAUUUUGUGAGAGUUGUGACUCCUUUUGUGUUCAUGACUUUAUUUGUGUCACUGGUUGAAACAAAAUUUUACAGACCAGUCCAGUUUCCUCAGUAUAAAACUGGGCUGAAUCAACACCAUGUCCCAGGGAAACCCACCAGCAGACACAAGAACCACUGUGCUUAUGUCAUUGAAAAGACUGUGACAUUUACGAUGCAGGAUGGAGCAGCUCCAUAUGUGAAAGUUGAGUACAACAAGUGCUCCUGGGGCAAAAAAUGCCCAACUUUGCUGUAUCGUUUGAUGUACAAACCAAUGUACAAAGUGGCACAUAAAACUGUCACUGAGCUGGAGUGGCGUUGCUGUCCAGGUUACUCUGGUUAUGCCUGUAUGGACGGACCUCCAGCUUAUCACCACCCCAUGAAUAUGAUGCCACCUUUCAAGGGCCCACCAAUGAAAGGACCACCGUUUAAGGGGCCGCAGUUUAAAGGCCCACAGUACAAAGGUCCCAUGUUCAAGGGUCCACCCAUGAACACUGCUGUAAAGGCCAACCCAUGGAGUCAGCCCCAAGGACCUCCUACUGGUAGUUUUAACUCUUACCCCAUGCAUCACUUUGGCCCUCCAAGGUCCUCCUCCUACCCAGAUACCUCCUUUGAGCCUUAUUCACCUGAACCAGAGCCUAUGCCAAUGCCAGACCACCAGGAACCACAUCACCCAGAGCAUGACCAAGACCAUGACCAUGAACAUCAACCUGAGCACAGCAUGGAACCUGAGGAACAUGUCUCCAUGGAAACACCCUCUCCCUCUGGUGGUGAACCAGCUGAAGGCCAGACUUUAGACAGUGAAACUGAAGAGCGGCUAUUCCGAAUGGAGGAAGAUGUGCGACGUCUGCACCAGGGUUUGGAGACACUGAGGGGAACCGUGAAUGGACUGGAGGAUGGCCUACGCGCCUCGCUGAGAGAGGAUGCCAACAGGAUGCUAUCAGCUCUACUCUCUGCUGCACCAGGUCCAGUUUCAGCCCCAGCUGUAGCGUCUAAUCCAUCUACUGUGGGGUUUGUUGAGAUUCCUGGAGGAGACCCUGAGACAGAGGGUCUGGAUGGGACACACACACUUCCAGGCCUUACAGAACUAAGUGUAAGAGUAGAGGAGCUCAGGACCGAACUGCAGGCCAAGACAGCAGAGCUGCAGGAACUGAAAGCAACAGUGAGUGGACAUGAUGGUGCACUGAGGAAACUGUCGAAUAAAUCUGGCAUCGCAUCAGACUCCGCUGAUAUUCUUGCAGGCGAUGCCCAAAGAGAUAUGGAGAAUAUGAUGGAUGCCAAGCUGAGUGCAGCCCGGACAGAGAUUCUGAGUGGGUUUGAAAAACGUGUGGAAAGUGCAGAAAGCCGAUGUGAGGAGAAAGCUGGGGAUGUGCAUCAUCAGUGCCAGAGAGAGCAAAGUGAGAGGCAGGAGCACAUGGAAGAUGCUCUGGCCGAAAGUACCACAAAUUUAAGAAGGGAUAUGGGAAAGCUUCGGGCUCAGAUCCAUGGUUUAAAGGCACCAGACAGUUGCUGUAGUAGAGUAACAGGACUGGUUGAGAGGGUGCAGCUGCUGGAAACAUCAGUAGCAGGUCUCAAUCAGUCACAGGUGCACUUGAGAGUGGAGCUGAGUGGUCAUAAGGACCACAUCGAGGGGAUUUUGGAGGGGCGUCUGGCGUAUGUAGAAACCAAGCUUAAUGUCACUGGGAAAGCAAAAAUAAAUGAGUCUGGAAGAAGUGCCAUCUUCGACAGACCUGAUAUAGGACAAGGCCUGGAGGCCAGAAUGGAAGGGAAGUUAAAGGCUUUAGAGGGCCGUCUGAUGACAGCUUUGGAGGAGCUGGGUAAUGCCACUGCCCCUGCUCUGCUAGAGGGUCAUGCUGUUCCCACCCUAGAGACAGAGCUGGAGUCCCUCCGGGGGAGACUAGAAGUGGAUGUAGACAGAGUGCAGAAGCACCUGAGCAGCCUUGAAACUCGCUGCUCUUCAUUGUGUACCUCCCCUGAAACUCCCUCUGCCGUCCAGGGAGACUCUGCUGCACCGAGUUAUAAUGUGGCAGCGGAGCAGGAUAUGAAGGGGACGCUUGACCUUCAAGCUGACCGUUUAAAUAACCUCAACAUUACACUGCAAAACAUCCUGAGGAAUCUGGCCCUCAGGGACCAGCAGGAACAGGCUGAGGAGGAAUAUCCAAUCCACGGCCAACUAACAAUCCUUAAGUUCAAUAUCCACUCUGUUAACCGCACAGUGAGAGGCCUUCAGGAGUCCUUGGGGACAGUGGUUCACCAAGUGGGACAAGUUAACAGCUCCUGGCAUGAGAGGGAGGCCCGUCUCGCCCAACAGAUGAAGGGUGUGGUCCAGUUGGUUGGACAUCAGGCUUCAAUGCUGGGGGUAGGUGAACGCAAAGUCACCCGAUUAAAGGGUGAGCUGCUAGAGAUGAAGAGGAGGCUGGCCAAUGAGGUCCAGGGCUGCAGAAGCACAGCUCUUGGGGUGCAGAGAGAGGUAACAGAGGUUGGAGGGCGUGUUGCGAGUGUAGAGGACAAGUGUAAGGGUCUAAAUCUGUUGGCAGAGGACCUGGAGAGAAUCAGGGAAGAGCUGGAGAGACAGUCGAGUGGGCUUCUCCUGCAAGUCAAUGGGACCCUCUCCAGCCAUGCUCAGCAGCUGUCUGAGCUGAAAGACGAACUCAAAAACUGCACCAGCAAGGUGGAGCCAACUCAGCAGAGUUUAGAGCCAGAGGCAAAGCCAAAACGAGGGGACACAUUCACUUUGUUUUAGUUUAUUUGGACAAUAGCUUUUAACAAUACACGCUGAAGAGUAAAUUUUCUGCAGGUAUUAUGGAAGUCCACAAAAACCUAAUUUUAUCAUUGGUUUUGUAAUAUAUAAAGGUUUUAAACCUGCACUGAAAUAACGAUAGCUUUAGUUAGUUUACAGUAUCUUACAUAACAAUUAGUAAGGCAAAAGGCAGCUAAUUCUACCUGCACAUAUGAUAAAAUUUUCAGUUUAAUAAUGAAGGUGCUGACUUGAACUGUUGAAUAAUAAUAUUAAUUCAUUUAUUAUCUCGAGCCCCAAUGACUGAAGAAAAGGUAAAGAACAGCGUCUGUCUUACUGUUUUUACAAAGCUCAUGAAAAAUUCUUAUAUGAACUGUUGUUUAACAAUGUUUACAUGUGUAUGUUUUUGUACUGAUUUUUGUUAUGUCUAGACUAGAAGAAUGAGAAGAUAUUAUGUUUUUUAUAUGGUUUCA